CUUAUAAGUAGACUUUCCCACUCACACCAAAAUUCGACAAAGAAAAAAGAAACAAAAAUCGUCACUGAAAUUGCUACAGUUGAUCUUCAAUGGAGAACAAUAACGCAUCGAGUUCAUCGCUGGGCCCAGGUGGGCUGGAUCUGACCAGCGCCUUUUUCAAGCCCAUCCAAAACUCCGAUCCUCCAAUCCCCACCAACCGCUGCACCAAGAUCUCCGUCGUCGGCGUCGGAAACGUCGGCAUGGCCAUCGCUCAAACCAUCCUCACUCAGGAUCUCGCCGACGAGAUCGCACUCGUCGACGCCAAGCCUGAUAAGCUUCGCGGCGAGAUGCUCGAUCUCCAGCACGCCGCCGCUUUUCUCCCCCGCACCAAAAUCACAGCUUCCGUCGACUACGACGUCACCGCCGGAUCCGAUCUCUGCAUCGUCACCGCCGGCGCUAGACAGAACCCCGGCGAGUCCAGGCUUAACCUCCUUCAGAGAAACGUCGCUCUCUUCCGCCACAUCAUCCCUCCGCUCGCGAAGUCAUCUCCUGAUUCGAUCUUACUCAUCGUCUCCAAUCCCGUCGAUGUUUUGACCUACGUCGCCUGGAAACUCUCUGGUUUUCCGGUGAAUCGAGUGAUUGGAUCGGGCACCAACCUAGACUCCUCUCGGUUCCGAUUCCUAAUCGCCGAUCAUCUCGACGUCAAUGCUCAGGACGUACAGGCAUUCAUUGUAGGAGAGCAUGGAGAUAGCUCAGUGGCAUUGUGGUCGAGCAUAAGUGUUGGAGGCAUCCCUGUCUUGAGUUUCUUGGAGAAGCAACAGAUUGCUUACGAGAAACAAACACUUGAAGACAUCCACCAAACUGUUAUUGGCGGCGCCUACGAAGUCAUAGGACUCAAGGGCUACACUUCUUGGGCGAUUGGCUACUCUGUUGCAAGCCUGGCUCGAACCAUCCUCCGUGACCAGCGCAAGAUCCACCCUGUAACGAUCCUGGCUCGUGGAUUUUAUGGUGUUGACGGUGGUGACGUCUUCCUCAGCCUCCCGGCUCUGCUAGGACGCAAUGGCGUGGUCUCUGUGACCAAUGUGCAUAUGACUGAUGAAGAGACCGAGAAGCUCCAAAAGUCGGCCAAGACUAUAUUGGAGAUGCAGACCCAGUUGGGACUUUGAACAUUAUCUCUCUGCUUCAAACUUGUUUGGAUUUUUAAACUUUUGUUUUUGAUAUGAUCAUCAUCCACGGAUGUUUUAAUGUCUUGAUCUCUUUGUGUUAUGUAAAUGCUUGUUCAUGCCGAAUGAUCUCUUUGUGUUAUGUAAAUUCUUUGUUUCUAUUUAGAUUUUAAUAGAAACAGAAGAAUGAUGUUGAGGGUGAAAAAAGUUUAAUGGUGUAAUGGUUUCAGGCUCUCAGCACA
Messenger RNA from Eutrema salsugineum, 1384 nucleotides. Its product is annotated as L-lactate dehydrogenase B. The record is from RefSeq and is a predicted model, not a curated record. Gene Ontology annotation, cellular component: cytoplasm. Gene Ontology annotation, biological process: carboxylic acid metabolic process. The transcript is spliced from 2 exons. Gene Ontology annotation, molecular function: L-lactate dehydrogenase (NAD+) activity. Lineage: Eukaryota; Viridiplantae; Streptophyta; Magnoliopsida; Brassicales; Brassicaceae. Bases 90 to 1145 code for a protein of 351 amino acids.